Gambusia affinis (western mosquitofish) is the source of this 1196-nucleotide messenger RNA. RefSeq names its product N-acetylneuraminic acid phosphatase. Gene Ontology annotation, molecular function: hydrolase activity. The coding region runs from base 364 to 1128 and encodes 254 amino acids. NCBI's taxonomy places the organism in Eukaryota, Metazoa, Chordata, Actinopteri, Cyprinodontiformes, Poeciliidae. The record is from RefSeq and is a predicted model, not a curated record. The transcript has 2 exons.
ACCGCUUCCGCAAAGCUGUGUUUGUUUUCCUGGUUAGCGUGGACUGACGGCGUGCUUCAGCAAUGGAGGGUAAAGCUGUGAAAGCGAUCCUGUUUGAUUUGGACAACACGCUCGUAGACACGAGCCGAGCCGGCGAGGUGGCUCUAAAGAAGGUGAUGACGGCUAAAAAUGGUUUUCUCCGCGGGGACUUCAGUUAAAACUUCCGCUGAUUGUUGAUGUCGCUUGCUAAAGUUCUCGGUUUUAAAGUCAACAUCCCUCGCGAUACUUGUUUCAUGGAGAAACCCCGUUAACAUGUGCAGUAUUUUAUUUAAUUUAUACGGCAUAAAUAAGAAAGAGUCGAUAUUUGAACGGACUGGGAAGUGAAUGAAGACGUGGUGUCCGCUCCUUAACAGACUGCCGGCGCACGACCUGGAAAGGAGUUAUGAAGACCGGCAAGGGAGGAGUUUUCCUCCUGACAGGCAGGAAAAACUCUUGUUUUCACGAGAGACUGGUGAGCUUCUGAAGUCCAAACUGAACCUGGACGACGACACAAUCCGCAGCAUUUGUGAUAAAUUCAAGCUGAAGCUGCUGUGCGAGAGCCCCGACCGGCCGCCUGGCACCUCCCAGGACGACAUCCGCAUGUGCCACUGGACAGAAAGCAUCGCAGAGACUACAGGAAGCAGCGCCGCAUCCGAUCUGGCUUCUCAGUGCUACUAUUUGUGGAAGAACAGCCGGCUGGAGCUUCUGUGUCUGACCCCGGAAGUGCGCGACCUGCUGAGGCAACUCCGCGGCCGGUACAAGCUGCUGCUGCUCACCAACGGCGACGCUCGGACUCAGAGGGAAAAGGUGGAGGCGGCCGAAUGCGAGGAGUUCUUCGACGCCGUGGUGAUCGCCGGAGAUCACGCCGAGCAGAAGCCGUUCCCGUCCAUCUUCCAGCUGUGCUUCAGCAUGCUGCAGGUGGAGGCGCAGGACUGCGUCAUGGUGGGCGACUCUCUGGACACGGACAUCCAGGGCGGGGUUAACGCCAAAGUUCGCGCCACGGUGUGGAUUCACAGAGCGGACGGGUCUGAGCUGGACGGUCCGGUGAAACCAGACUACACUGUCCCGUCUGUUCUGGACCUGCCAGCCGUCCUGGCACAGCUGCAGUGAUGUGAAUGUGAACAGAUUGUUUUUUAACCUCCAUAUGUUUACAAAUAUUUUCAUAUUUAUCAACUCUA